CAAAAUCAUUCUCUAAAGCGAAACCACUAUUUACAUUUCAAUUGAUCAUUGCGUAAAUACAGAAGUGACCGCUCCUUAUUUUUCACGCACAUAACGCAUGCACGCUGUACUGAAAUGCUGGAGACGGGACGUGUAAUAAUAAAAAAAAAACACGACAAAAGCUGAUUACAACAUUUCGCUUUACAAGCGAGCUGUCAAACGAGACCGUUAUUUGUAUGUGUUUGUGAGCUGAGCGUAAUUUGACGUUUUGCAGUUUUGUUUACAUCUUUUUCGACACAAAAUUAUCUCUGAAUGCAAAUCGCGCGUAAUUUUUGUAAAUUACAUCAAUUUUCAGUUUCGCAUGUGUAACCUGUAAUGUCCCAAGACUCUGAAUGUGCUAAGUGUUGCUGGAAAAGAAAAGUUUAUCCACAGAACUAUGCGCCACUAUAUUCCGUGUGAAUCUUUGCCGGUUGCUAGCAAAAUGAGUCUUGCUCAACUUAACAAAAAUGUUACUUUCCUUCGAACAAGCAGCAACGAUAAUUGGUCCGUACCGUUCUGUAAAUGCGAGUAUCCAAACGAAACUCGUUGGAAAGUUUCUGCGAAAAAAGCGAUACCGUGCCGCUGCGGAGAAGACACAUCCAGGAGACUAGAUUGGACAUGGGACAAACAUUUGACCAUGGAAACCGUAGUGUCGGGAACGGAAGUCAUUUUCCAUCCAGUGUACAGUCAAGGCACUAGCAUAGUUCGUGGCAACCAACCGUUACACCGAGGACGUCAUCACUACUGGGAGCUAAAGAUACUAUCACCUCUGUCGGGAACAGACAUCAUGUUUGGCAUUGGAACUGAUAAGGUAGAUUUACUGCGACAUCAGUUUUCUUUUACCAGCGUGCUCGGCAUCGAUGACCAAUCAUGGGGAUACUCUUAUCGAGGCGUCGCCCAACACAACGGACAGCUGAAAUAUUAUGGGAAAAAGUUUAGCCGAGGACGAAUCAUAGGCAUUUACGUCGACAUGUUUCGUGGUACAUUGGAAUACUAUCUUAAUCGACGUUCACUUGGCCGAGCGUAUUCUGACAUUCCCAGAGAGGAAGAAAUAGAAAUUUAUCCCAUGGUAUCAUCUACGUCGGCCAAAUCGUCCAUUAGGCUUAUAAAUGCCGCUUCGUUCGAAGAUAAUCUUAGGUUUAAUUGCAUGAAGGUUGUCUGUAAAUACCCGAAACUUCUCGCACAGGUGAAAGCUAUACCAGGCCUGAGGAAAAUCGUUCAAGAAUUGUGGUUCUUGCAACUAAAGGAACCGAGCCAAUCCGAGGAUUUCGCACUUAAUAAUUUACAUUUGGCUGACGAAGCAGUUCUUUGUGGUAAAAAACUAAAACUUUCGCAUGCAAUUAAUACAGUCUACAGUGGCGUCUCCAAACCAUUAGAAAUCAAUUCAGAAGCGCAGAUUUAUGACAACUUGAUGAGUAAUGAGGAGGUCAAUGAUGAAACCAAAAAUUCUUCAAAAAAGCAUAAUAUUCGUUGUAGCUCCACUGAUUCCAACAGUGAAGAUGAUGAGAUAGCUGUGAUGAUUGAGAACCAAAUAUUUUAACAAACCGAUAGAGUUUUAAUUAUAUUAUAAUAAUAUUGCCACGGUUACCAUUACACUGCAAGCGGCUGUACUAUGUCCAGUGUCAUCCACUUAAUUGUCUUACCGUCUUGGUUACGAAGUAAAAAUUUAGAUCGUUAUUUGUACUAACGAUGUUAGUAAA
Messenger RNA from Anopheles funestus (African malaria mosquito), 1718 nucleotides. Its product is annotated as SPRY domain-containing SOCS box protein 3. Gene Ontology annotation, molecular function: protein binding. Gene Ontology annotation, biological process: proteasome-mediated ubiquitin-dependent protein catabolic process. The record is from RefSeq and is a predicted model, not a curated record. Lineage: Eukaryota; Metazoa; Arthropoda; Insecta; Diptera; Culicidae. The transcript is spliced from 3 exons. The coding region runs from base 416 to 1558 and encodes 380 amino acids. Gene Ontology annotation, cellular component: SCF ubiquitin ligase complex.